Molecule: messenger RNA, 1425 nt
Organism: Lottia gigantea (owl limpet)
Lineage: Eukaryota; Metazoa; Mollusca; Gastropoda; Lottiidae
Exons: 2
Coding region: 1-1425 (474 amino acids)
Source: RefSeq, a predicted model, not a curated record
AUGGAAGAAAAAUCUGACCCUUCUGAUUGGUACUUUACAGGAAGUAUCUUUUUACUUAAAGACAAUUUUAAAGAAAUUAAAAGAUCAAAAGUUGGAAGAGAAACGGAACUACUCAAAAAAAUAAAUGAAUAUAUAGGUGAAAAUUGUUACAUACCAACAGAUGGUAACUGUUUUAUCAAAUGUGUAAACUAUGUUUUAAACAAAGAUUUAACAAAUGAAUUUCAAAAUUUCAUCAAUGGUUUCUCAAAAGCAAAUAGAAAAGGAGUGAUGACAUCUGCUAGAAUUAAUGAAUUCAAUAAUAAAUGUGAUAUUUCAUUUAAAAUUUAUACUCAUAAUAAUAGAAAUUUGCGCCCCGCAAUUGUAAAAGAGGAAUUAGAUUGGGUUUUAUAUUUACACAACUCACAUUUCUGUCUUAUAAGAAGAAAUAAAAAAAGUUUGGGUAUUAAAGAAAUAGAAGGUAAUUAUGAACAAGUAUGGAAAAUGUGUAGAGACGAUAACGCAGUAACACAGGUUUCACCUCUGAAACUAAACGUGUUUUCAAGUAUAAGUGAUGUUGGGUUAUUUGCUUGGGAUUGUGAAACAUAUUCAGAAAGUGAAACGCGUAAAGCGAUUCCUUAUGCGUGUACGUUAAUCAAUUUAGAAAAACUGAGAAAAAUGUUAGACAGAAUAAAUAAUCUCUUUCCAGAUUUAAAUCCUACAGAUAAUGUUCCAGAAGAAUUUUAUGAUAAACUAAUGAAUAUAGUAGAAAUAUUUGCUGUUUCCAAUAAAUUUUUAACAUUUAAAGGACAAAUUGAAAUAGAUGGAGAGAUAUUUCAAGAUGGAAAGCACAAACAAUUUAUGAAACUUCUUGGUUUUAAUGCCGAAACGUUUCAUACUAUCUGUAGAAAUAUGGAAGAAAAAUCUGACCCUUCUGAUUGGUACUUUACAGGAAGUAUCUUUUUACUUAAAGACAAUUUUAAAGAAAUUAAAAGAUCAAAAGUUGGAAGAGAAACGGAACUACUCAAAAAAAUAAAUGAAUAUAUAGGUGAAAAUUGUUACAUACCAACAGAUGGUAACUGUUUUAUCAAAUGUGUAAACUAUGUUUUAAACAAAGAUUUAACAAAUGAAUUUCAAAAUUUCAUCAAUGGUUUCUCAAAAGCAAAUAGAAAAGGAGUGAUGACAUCUGCUAGAAUAAAUGAAUUCAAUAAUAAAUGUGAUAUUUCAUUUCAAAUUUAUACUCAUAAUAAUAGAAAUUUGCGCCCCACAAUUGUAAAAGAGGAAUUAGAUUGGGUUUUAUAUUUACACAACUCACAUUUCUGUCUUAUAAGAAGAAAUAAAAAAAGUUUGGGUAUUAAAGAAAUAGAAGAUAAUUAUGAACAAGUAUGGAAAACGUGUAGAGACGAUAACGCAGUAACACAAAAACUCUCUGAAACUAAACGUGUUUAA